GUGGCAUCACUAGCCCCGAAUGAAUAGGAAGUUUUACUGUUUUUUCUACGAACUGUUAUUUUCAUAGUAGUCUGUGCAUCUGUGGAAACAAAAAGAAAAAAUAUCUUGCAGAGAAGUAACAAAACGCGCAAAAAUAAUAAACUAAAACAGAAAUGGCAAAUAAAAUUAUUACAAAUCGAGCUCAGUUUCAAAGGCUUUUUGAAAUGCUUCAAGAAAAGCCUGAAAUCGCCCAAGGAUAUUCCAAAAUUCCAAAAGAGGAAAUCAAUGCCUUCUGGGAGCAAGUUAAAACAGAACUAAAUAGCUCUGGUCCGCCUUCUAAGGACGCAACUGCCUGGAGAAAAGUGUGGUUGGAUUGGAAGGCGUACAUCAAGAGGAAAAUGACCGAAAACAAAAAAGAAUCGAAAGCUACAGGUGGCGGUUCAAAUAAAAUGCAUACUUUUAGCAUCCUGGAAGAAAGUGUCAUAAGAUUGACUGGCCUUGAGACGUCGACCGGGGGGAUAAAAGGCACAGUAUCUUUUGGAGGCACAAAUGCGACUGAGCCUAUAAAUUCCAAUGCGAAUUCUGGAGAGGAGCAAGCCGCUGAUGUAUCAAUGACAUCCGAUGUCGAUGAUUUAGGAAGUAUUCCACAGCGUCGCCCAACCACUUACCGUCAACCAAAUGAUACCGCCAGCCUUUUAAAAGAACAAGUUGAGAUACAGAAAGAAUUUUAUAGCAAAAGUGAAGAAUUUUGGAAGAACCAAGAAAAAAAUGCUGAGGGGAUUUCAAGCAGCUUGCGCCGAAUAAACAGAGCAGCAGAAAAACUCUGUGAGAUUGAGGAAAAGCGGCUCGAAGAAACGAAGAGACAUAACAAAAUUAAGGAAGAACUUUUGCAGCAGAAACUGCAAAUUAAAAUGCAAAUGGUUCAAAUUAAAGAGGCGAGGUCAGCGUACAGUCCAAAGUAACAUCUGGGAUAUGCAGACCUUAAUGAUGAAUUUAAAUAUGUAUACCACGCUUCCAGUUCCUAAAAACUUUUAAAAACUUAAAAUCUUUUUUGUUUCCAUGAAUUCAUAAUUUUUUUUAUUAAUCUUAAGUAUGUAUGCACAACACAUAUGUAUAAUAAAUAUAUGUAGUAUGAAGUUUCUUUCUUUUUUAA
This is a messenger RNA of Eupeodes corollae, 1132 nucleotides long. RefSeq lists its product as uncharacterized. Bases 153 to 941 code for a protein of 262 amino acids. Lineage: Eukaryota; Metazoa; Arthropoda; Insecta; Diptera; Syrphidae. The transcript is spliced from 3 exons. The record is from RefSeq and is a predicted model, not a curated record.